Molecule: messenger RNA, 3312 nt
Organism: Arachis duranensis
Lineage: Eukaryota; Viridiplantae; Streptophyta; Magnoliopsida; Fabales; Fabaceae
Product: receptor-like kinase TMK3
Biological process (GO): protein phosphorylation
Molecular function (GO): protein kinase activity; ATP binding; protein binding
Source: RefSeq, a predicted model, not a curated record
UUCUUCUUCUUCUGUCUCCAUCUUCCAUCUCAAGCUUCCACCAAACACAAUCCAUUUACACUUCUUUCUCAAUGCAACAACAACAAGAACAAAGCUUUUUGAACUCAGUUUCACAUCUAUAUCAUCAUUAUCUUCAGCAUGGAACAACAACAAAAACAUGUUCUUUUGCUACUAUUACUUUUGAUGUUAACACUUUGCUGUGUUGUUCUCACUGAAACUGACCCUUCAGAUGUAAAGGUUCUAAACCAGUUCAGAAACGGUCUCAAGAACCCUGAGCUCUUACCAUGGCCUGAAGAUGGUGGAGACCCAUGUGGAAACCCUCCAUGGAAGUACAUCUUCUGCAAUGGCAAAAGGGUAUCUCAGAUUCAAGCUAAAAACUUGAACUUGAUUGGUCCUUUGCCUCAAAGCUUCAACCAGCUCACAAUGCUUGAGAAUCUUGGUCUUCAGAACAACAAGCUCAAUGGCCCUUUACCUUCUUUCAUUGGUUUGAAGAUGUUAAAGUUUGCAUUUUUGAACCACAAUGAGUUUGAUUCAAUCCCUUAUGAUUUCUUUGAAGGACUUGAGAGUCUUGAGGUUUUAGCAUUGGAUUACAAUGUUAACCUCAAUGCAAGCAAUGGUGGUUGGAAAUUCCCUUUGACUUUGCAAGGGUCAACACAAUUGACCAAUGUUUCUUGCAUGAGUUGCAGCAUGGUUGGUCCAAUUCCUGAGUUCUUGGGUAGCAUGGUGUCUCUUUCUGUGCUGCAGCUUUCAGGGAAUAACUUAUCUGGCGCGAUUCCGGCGAGUUUUAAAGGAAUUGGGUUGCAGAUUCUGUGGUUGAAUAACCAAGGUGGUGGUGGUCUUGAUGGUACUAUUGAUGUGUUUGCAACAAUGGUUUCUCUCACAAGUUUGUGGCUUCAUGGUAACAAUUUCAAAGGGACUAUUCCUAAGAACAUUGGUGACUUGGCUUCUCUGAAGGAUCUUAAUCUCAAUGGUAACCAACUUGUUGGGGUAAUUCCUGAUUCUUUAGCUAAAUUGCAAUUGGAACAUUUGGAUUUGAACAAUAACCAUUUAAUGGGUCCAACCCCAAAAUUUGUAACACCUAAAGUUACUUUUGAUUCCAAUAAUUUUUGUGAAACAAAACCUGGGGUUUCAUGUUCCUAUGAGGUUAUGGCACUGAUUGAGUUUCUUAGUGGGUUGGAUUACCCUUUAAAUCUUGUUAAUUCAUGGAUUGGUGAUAAUCCUUGUGAAGGUCCAUGGUUAGGAAUAAAGUGCAAUGCAAAUGGGAAAGUUUCAAUGAUUAUUCUGUCUAAGUUUAAUUUCAGUGGUACUCUUAGUCCUUCUGUUGCGAAAUUGGAUUCUCUUGUUGAAAUCAGAUUAGGGGGUAACAAAAUCAGUGGUGUGGUUCCUAGUAAUUGGACUAGUUUGAGAUCACUGAAAUUGUUGGAUCUAAGUGGCAACAACAUUUCAGGUCCAUUGCCAAGUUUUGAUAAGAGUUUGAAGAUUGUUACUGAUGGGAAUCCUCUGUUGAUGAAUCAUAGUACUCCUCACAAGCUCCCUCCAUCAUCUGUUAAUAAGCCAAAUCCAUCUUCUGGAAGGGGCGAACUUUCUUCGGUUGAUACUCCAUCAGCACCAUCAAAUUCCAACUCUGGCAGUUCUCUUGAAUUGAAGAAUCCCAAAAGAAAGAACUUGGUGUUGAUUGUGACCUCAAUUGUAGGUAUUGUUGCUGCAAUUAUUCUGCUUAUUCCAGUUUAUCUGUAUUGUUUCAAAGGGAGAAAUGAAGCCUCCAAGGGUUCAAGUUCAUUAGUAGUUCACCCUAGAGAUCCAUCUGAUUCAGACAAUGUGGUAAAGGUUGUUGUUGCUAGCAAUGGCAAUGGAAGAAGCAUUUCCACAGUUUCAGCAAGUGGUUCUGGGAACCUAAACACCAGUGGAAAUGCAGUGUCUCAUGUAAUUGAAGCUGGAAAUCUUGUAAUAUCGGUUCAAGUCCUUCGAGGCAUUACCAAGAAUUUCGCGCCUGAGAAUGAGCUCGGCCGGGGUGGAUUCGGGGGUGUUUACAAGGGAGAAUUGGAUGAUGGGACUAAAAUUGCAGUGAAGAGAAUGGAGGCUGGUGUGAUAAGCAGAAAAGCCUUAGAUGAAUUCCAGUCUGAAAUCGCAGUUCUUUCGAAAGUCCGGCACCGGAAUUUGGUGUCUCUUUUGGGCUAUUCAGUAGAAGGGACAGAGAGACUACUAGUUUAUGAGUAUAUGCCACAAGGUGCUCUCAGUAAGCAUCUUUUCCAAUGGAAGAGCUUGCAAUUGGAACCACUUUCGUGGAAGCGAAGGCUUAACAUUGCAUUGGAUGUUGCUAGAGGAAUGGAGUAUCUUCAUACUCUUGCUCACCAAAGCUUCAUUCAUAGAGAUCUUAAGUCAUCAAAUAUUUUGCUUGGUGAUGACUUCAGAGCAAAGGUCUCAGAUUUUGGACUUGUUAAGCUUGCUCCGGAUGGCAAAAAAUCUGUAGUGACUCGGCUUGCUGGAACAUUCGGAUACUUGGCACCAGAAUAUGCAGUGACCGGAAAAAUCACUACAAAAGCAGAUGUUUUCAGUUUUGGUGUUGUUCUGAUGGAGCUACUGACCGGAUUGACAGCACUCGAUGAGGACCGGCCGGAGGAAAGCCAGUACUUGGCAGCAUGGUUCUGGAAUAUAAAAUCAGAUAAGGAGAAACUUAUGAAUGCUAUUGACCCUGCACUCGAAAAACAGGACGAAACCUUUGAGAGCAUUUCCAUCAUUGCUGAGUUAGCUGGCCAUUGCACUGCCAGGGAACCAAACCAGCGGCCGGAUAUGGGGUAUGCCGUGAGCAUUCUGGCCCCGCUCGUUGAGAAAUGGAAACCAAUUGAUGAUGAAACUGAAGAGUAUUGUGGCAUAGACUAUAGUUUACCCCUUAACCAAAUGGUGAAGGGGUGGCAAGAGAUGGAAGGAAAGGAAUUAAGCCAUGUGGACUUACAAGACAGCAAGAGUAGUAUUCCGGCAAGGCCUACUGGAUUCGCCGAUUCUUUUACGUCCGCGGAUGGCCGGUGAAACAAACGGUAUGUUGGUUUCCUGAAUGCAUAUUGUUUUCCAUUUUCUUGUUCUCAAUGUUGAGUUCAAAUAUUGUGUAUAAUAAGCUUUGGAAAGUUCCAUAUGUAUGCAUUGUAAUUUUUUAAUUUUGAUGGCUUUAAGUGUUGCUUAUUGUAGAUAGUGAUUAGUGAGCUUUGAUCAAUGGUAAUGCUUGUUAAUUAUGUAAAAUGGUUUUGUUUGGGGUUUGGUUUUGUACCAUUAGAACAAAGAAACCUUUCAGUAUGUUGUAAAAUAUAUAAUCAUUCA